GUCGCAGUUCAUUGUAGUGGUGGAGUGCGAAGGGAACGUGCUACCGUGCGUUCAACUAUUUAUAAUCAAAUAGGGUGCAUCUGUGUGAGCGUGUGGCUACAUUAUGCACCGCGCACACAGGCGCGUCGAGGCGAGCGAGGCAAUGAUGUGCACGAAGUAUUAUCCCUUAUUACACGAUCCGCUUCCGCGCCGGCCGCACGUACAAUAGUUGUCACCCGACCUCUUUUGUCGAAUGCAGAGCGAAGUGUUGCUUGUUUACGUCGAAAUGCUGGAGCGAUGCAUAGAGCGUUAGUUAGCGCGAUUGUGUCAUCGACCGAGCGUCGAUUAUCUCUAAAUUGCGAGUGAUUCACGGACGAUGUACGCUACUGUGGUUUCGCUGAAACUUUUUGUGAACUUGUGAACUUUACCGAAAAGUGAUUUCUUUUGGGAAAAUUGAACUGUGACAUAUUUCCACUCUCAGACUCGGUGUGCCAUUUUCUAGUGUCAAAGUGAACUCUACACGGAAAAAAUAGAAAUAGGCUUUUGAGAUUUUUAUUGGACUGUUAAAAAAAAUUCUUAAGCAGCAGAAAUUUUGCGAAGUUGAUUUUCUGAAUCCGGGAUAUGUGAUUCAAAGAACUUAUAAUAAACAACAAGAAUAUUCAGAUAAAAAUAAUUUACGAGAACAAAAAAUAAUUGAGCUCUAUAAAUAUAAAGGGAGGAAGAAAGCUAAACGCGCACGAGCGUAAUAUAUGCAUAGAAAACAAACCGCAAUCUGUCCACGCUUCUUCCGUAGAAAAAGGCGUUGUGAGAGACAAAGAUGGCUAUAGCAUUCAACUUGCCGAGCGAGAGAGAGGCAACAGAGGAGAACUUUUCACGAUUGAACCGGCUCCUCGCCGAGUUGUACGAGGUCUUAUGCCACAUCUUGGUAUCACGACAGCCUGGCCCAGAAGCCCAGGAGAGCCGGCGAGAUCGUCCGUACUCCGAAUCGGACAUCCCAGAGAGAUCUCAACCACCGGUGCAGCAAUGCCGCCGCUCUGCAUCAUCACCGCCCCUGACCCUGAGCUUCGACAGCGACCUGGAAGACGACGUCUUCCUCCCGAGAUCAGACCCUGGGAACGACAGGUUCUCUACCACCAACUUGGAGAUCUUCAGAUAUGGGAGAACGCCGGCUGGUGUUUUACUGAGUCCGAGGAGAGAGAGGUCGUUCAACUUUUCAGUGACCAGCGAGAAACAUUGGAGGGAUAAGGGAGGGACGGACGUUGCUGAUGACGUCAUAGAUGCUGAUGUUACUGACGCUGCUACAUCAGAACCGGUGUUUGCUGAUAAAGAUUCGUCAUCCGAAAGCUCAAUCUUCUCCUCCAUACUACCGGACAAAGUGUCUGGUUCAAUUUGCACUGCCGUUUUGUGCUUGGUCGGUUGGAAGCUUCUUUGUAAUAAACGGUGAACUAUAUUACAAAAUUUGCUUGGUUUUUCUGACCGUUACAAUGCUAGUUUACGAUUCGAAUGAGAAAAGACCUUCACCCACCUUUUUUGUAGAAUGAAAAAUGUUUUUAAUCAAUAUUAUUAUGGUUAAAAAAUAUAGUGCGAGCAGGUUUUCUAACAAUUCGUAACCAAACAAUUAUUAUUAAACAUUAUUAAUUAUUAUUAAUGAUAUUUUGAGUUUUUUGGGAAACCUAUUCGCAAUGUUUUUUUAACAUGCCUACUAAUUUUUAUUUAAAAUAUUUCUCAUCCAAUAAACAGAUCGGUGAAGGUGGUUUUUAAUUCAGAUCUUUUACUGUGCGUGCAAGGAUAUAUUUAAUCAACGUAUUUUAAUGUACGUUUUUGUAAAUUUUAUAAAAGUUAUAAUAAAAUACCCGACUUUUACAUAAAUGUAGACAAAUCUAAGUACUUGUAUAUUGUACUUUUAGAAUCUGUCACUGACGAAUGAUUUCUCGUGAAAUAUCGUUUAUAAGUAACGAUAUUUUGUUUUGUAUAAAAAUACUUUUGUAGAAACUUUAUACAAGAUUAUGUAGUUAAUAUUGACGUACUCUGUAAAUGAUUGAUGUAACGGUUUUAUUUAAAAAGCAAAUUUAAAAAAAUAUAUGAUUUAUUGUAAACAUACAAACACUGUAUUGUUGAGAUGAUUAAUGGAUUAAGAGUAACAUCAAGGUAAUGAAGAGAUGCAUCGAUAAAUUGCUGUUCGUAUUUGAAAAUAUAUGUAAAUAGUAUAAUGCCUAUUUUGUGUAGAUAUAUUUUUACAAUUGUAUGGAAAAAAUAAUUAGGUUAUUUUGACGGCCAAUACAAAAUCAGCAAUAAAUCAAUCAGCGAAUUAAAAACAACGUGGUAUUACAUUUGUUAAUUACUUUUAGUGAAUACUAAACUAUGUUCAAUUGAUAAAACACGUGAGAUAGGGAAAUGAUAAUAAAGUGGAGGGUUUCACUAUAAAUUAAAUAUAUAAAGAAAUUGCGUAGUUUUCAUAAUGUAGUAGUUUUUGUAUGAAAAAAAAAACAAUUAAAUGACGCACAAAAUUGUAUUCAUAAAAAUGUAGAAGGACACCUAAUUAAUAAUCAUUGUAAAACUUUAUAUUUUAUAUCGUCUUGAAAUUUUACAUUCCGCUUUUGAUGUUGAAUAAAAAAAUAAUCAUGAAAAAAAACAAACAAAAUUGCUUGUAUCUUGUUAAAAGUUUGUAGUAGUAAAAAAUGUUUACACGUUGAAUAUACAGAGGUUGAUAAAGAUUAAAGGUCAUAGAUCAUUGAACCUACACAGCGCCUGUUUGGCACUUUGUAUAGAAUACUAUGAGCAUACUCUCUACAUCAACUCCGGAGGGCCUCGUUUACGUGUUUACUACGCACAGACAACAGGUGACACUCAUUGGUGAGUUGUUAUGACAACCAGUUGUAUGCACCCUAGCUUUGCGCUACCCAUAUAUGGGACGCGAAUAGAUUGUGCACUAUUGAGUAUUUCUUGUACGAGGAUAAUGCAUUCGCGACGUUCGCUGAUUAACACGCGGCACCCAUCCGCGGAUCAUCUGUCGACAACGAGUGGACACCGUACGACGAAACAAUGCUGAUCAGGCGCUGGGCAUGUCCAAUGAGCUACGACCCUAAUGCUUAAUGUAAUAUAAUUAUUCUUUAGAAUGGACCAGGUGAAGACGUUUAUAUAGUAACAAAAGUAGAUCUUUAAAUAAAUCAGAAUAACGUCUUUAACCCCAUAAAUUGUUCCAAAGAAGAGCAGCCUAAAAUUUUGUCAUUGUUUGAUCUCAUUAUAUUAUUUUUUUUUGUAAUAAAAAUGUUUUAUUUUGUAAUAUCUUAGUGUAGGAAAUAGACCGUUUUUUGGAUAAGGGUUCGUGCCAAGUUUUCAAUUUUCUGAUGGUUUUGUACAUCUAAAUUAUUAAAGCUUGUAGUGAAUGCGGUUAUACAUUAUUUUACAAAUUUUGGUGAAUAGAGAAUCGUAUUUUAUUCGAUCCAAUGAAAUCAAAUCAAAACAAAAAUCCAGAUUAAAUGACGGAAGCACACUGAUAUAGUAUUAUUAUUACCCGAUGCUUACGAUACUUUGUUAGUAACAAACUAAAGAAGCUAAUGUGAAUUAUGUGUUUAAUAUAAUAUAGCAAUACAUGUGUGACCGCCUUUAUUUAUAAUAAUUACAAUUACAAUUCCACUAAGUAAAUGAAAUGAUGAUUUAUUAAAUGAAAUUUAAUUUGCCAGUUAAGAAAGCCAUAUCGGAAUUCUAUUAUAAAUAUAGACGAUUAUUUUAAGAUAAUAUUAUGUAUUUAAUAUUUAUAAAGUUAAUAGGAAUGGGCAGACGUAUUAAUGCUCGUUACCGAUAAGUAAACGGCUUUUUUUAGUUUAAAAUAUUGUAAAAAGUUAGUAAAAGCUAGUAUAUGAUUCAUCAGUUGUAUUGAGGCUUUGUUUCUAUGAGAUCUAGAUACUCGUACAAACUAUAAAUUAAUACUUUUAUUAUUAUUUUUUUUUAAUUUUGAAUACCUACUCGUAUAAAACUUUAUCUAUUUUCCGCCAUUAUAUAUUCUUAUUAAUUUUAAAUUUAUAAUCAUCUAUAGUCCGAUUUAUCCAUCCAUAAUAAAUAAAGUCAAAAUAUUAAUAAUACUGUUUUAAUUUUCGAUAAUUAUUAUGAAAAUGUAUAUUUUGCCACUAAAUGGGAACAAAAUAUUUCGGGAGCAAAAAUGUUAAGUUGUCAUAUAGUAGUUUUAUUUAGAUUUUAUUUUAAGGUAAAACAAAAUAUACAGAAGGAUGUGUUCAAAUGUGAUAUGUAUUUAUUUAAGGAGUCGAUUAAAAUAGAAAAAAAAAGAAGUUUUCCUAAUGAUCUCUUGGAAACUCUUGUGUGCUAUACGUAUUUGUUAGCGAUACACUAAUGAAUGUAAUAAAUACUACUGUGUUGAUACUCACAAAAAGCGAAUUGUAAUUGUUAUAAUUUUUUUUCGAAUCAUAAAGUAACUCACAGCAAUAUGUUUGUAGAUUACAAUUGGUGAGAAGUAUUUAUAGUAUUCACUAGUGUUUGGUUACACAAUGGAAAGACAAGCACAGUAAGAGUUUUGUAUAUAAAUUAAAAUUGGUAUGCUUACGCUCUUUUAUAAGGAUUGUAGAAAAAGAAUCUAAAUUUCCAUAAUAAUGCUAUUAAAAAAUUAUUCGGAGAAUAUGCAACGAAAAUUUAUUGAAAAGAAUUCUAAACACAAAAGGUCAAUUAAACUGAAUUAAAUUGCUUAUAGUUAUUUAUUUACAAAACACUUAAUAAUUUUACACACAGCAAUAAUUAAUUGGUUUUGUAAGUUUAAUAAAAUAUUUUGUAAAUCGAUUUUAUAAACCAUUGCAUCUUCUCCGAAAAGAGCAUAUGCUUACGCUGAUAAAACUAUGUACCCUAAAUAUUAUAAUAACUCCUAAUAAUUCAAAAAUAAGCAAUAUACUGUAAUUACUCUUAGCCUGUAAGAAUUAUUUCACUACCAAGUUUUUCUUUCUAUGCAUACGACGACAUAUUAAAACAAAUAUAUACACAUGAAGAUACUAAAAAAUAAACUGUCCGUCUAUAAUAUCAUACUAAUACAUAUUAUACAGUUGGACUAUACUGAUCAACAUAAUUAUUAUCUUAAAUAACGCAGACCUGAAGUUUCACAACUUUGGUGCAAGUGACGUAAUCGCAUUUAUUCUGAAGUCAAAACGAGCCUGAUCAAUAUUUUUAUUUUUUAUUUAUUUCGGACAGAAAACAUUUACAUAUUAAAGGUUACUACAGACUUGAAUUAUUACCAUGCAAAGGAGUUAUUAAAUAUGUAAACAACAACACUAUCCACGAAUUACAUAAAUGAAAAAUUAAAGCGUCACAAACAAACAAUACAAACAAUAUCUUGUUACCUAUCCAAAAAGUAUUUUUUCAGCACUUUCGUAAACAUUGAGACAUUGACUGCUCACUACAAUGUCAUCGUAUGCAAAUCUUCUUACAUCUUAUAAUUUUCUUUCAACUAAAAUUAUAGUAAUUGUAACUUUGAUAUUUUUUUUUUACUUUUAUAAUUCUACACGACGCUUUCUUAUGAAAAAUCAUUUAAAUGAACGUGUUACUUAAAAUAAUUAUGUUGCAUAAAUGGCCUGUAAAUUGUAGAAUAAUUUAGUUUUUAGUAAAUUGUGUAAAUUACUUUAUGAUUAUUACAAUAAUUAUAUAAUUAUUAUCCCAUACCAAUUGAUUUUUAUAAUUUGUGUAUUCGAUUAGAUUUAAAUUUUUAUUUUGAGAUUAACUGCCAAUUUAUUACGUCUGUUUUAUAUUCUUUAUUUAAAAAUAAUAUAAUUUUUUA
This is a messenger RNA of Bicyclus anynana (squinting bush brown), 5752 nucleotides long. RefSeq lists its product as uncharacterized. The transcript is spliced from 3 exons. NCBI's taxonomy places the organism in Eukaryota, Metazoa, Arthropoda, Insecta, Lepidoptera, Nymphalidae. Bases 797 to 1423 code for a protein of 208 amino acids. The record is from RefSeq and is a predicted model, not a curated record.